AUGAAGAUUGACUACGAACAAUUGAGCGAGCUCUAUGACAAAACAUGCCGCACAAAGAAUGUGCAGUACAGUUACGGUACGGCUGGGUUCAGGACCCUAGCUAAGAAUUUGGACACGGUGAUGUUCACCACUGGUAUACUGGCCAUUCUCAGGUCGCUGAAGCUCCAAGGUCAAUACGUCGGGGUGAUGAUUACGGCGUCGCACAACCCAUAUCAGGACAAUGGGGUUAAGAUCGUGGAGCCAGACGGAUCGAUGCUUUUGGCCACAUGGGAGCCGUAUGCCAUGCAGCUGGCCAAUACCGCUUCGUUUGCAAGCAAUUUUGAAGAGUUUCGUGCCGAGUUGACCAGGUUGAUUGAGCACGAAAAGAUCGGUUUGGAUACUAGCAUUGUGCCACACAUUGUGGUUGGAAGAGACUCUAGGGAAAGUAGUCCUUACUUGUUGCGUUGCCUGACUUCUACAAUGGUCAGUGUCUUCCACGCGCAAGUCUUAGACUUGGGCUGUGUCACGACGCCUCAAUUACAUUACAUUACUGAUCUGUCUAACAAGCGCGAACGUGAAGGAGGCUCUGCAGAGGUUGCCACAGAGCAGGAUUACUACUCGUUUUUUAUCGGUGCUUUUAACGAACUCUUCUCCACGUAUGAAAUUGAGAAGAGACUGUCUGUUCCAAGAUUGUUCAUAGAUGCGGCUAAUGGUAUUGGUGGCCCGCAAUUGAAAAAGUUACUGACCUCCAAAGAUUGGGUUGUGCCACCGGACCAGAUUGAAGUCAUUAAUGACAAGUCUGACGUUCCAGAAUUAUUGAACUUUGAGUGUGGCGCAGAUUAUGUGAAGACUAACCAGAGACUGCCCAAGGGCCUUUCACCCUCUUCGCAUGACUCGCUAUAUUGCUCCUUUGAUGGUGAUGCUGACAGGGUCGUGUUUUACUAUGUUGACUCGGAAUCGCAAUUCCAUUUGUUAGAUGGUGACAAAAUUUCCACGUUGUUUGCAAAAUUCUUGUCUAAACAGCUAGAACUGGCACAUUUAGAAAAUUCUCUAAGAAUUGGCGUUGUGCAAACCGCUUAUGCGAACGGUAGUUCCACCAAUUAUAUUGAAAACACGUUGCGCUGUCCCGUAUCGUGCACCAAGACAGGUGUUAAACACUUGCACCAUGAAGCCGCCACCCAGUACGAUAUUGGUAUUUAUUUCGAGGCAAAUGGACAUGGUACAAUCAUAUUUAGUGAAAAGUUUCACCAAGUUAUCAAAUCUGAAUUAUCAAGGGCCCGUGGUGACAUGCUGGCUCUGAAAACUUUGGACUGUUUCUCUAAAUUAAUUAAUCAGACAGUGGGUGAUGCUCUUUCGGACAUGUUGGCGGUCCUUGCCACUUUGGCUAUUAUGAAAAUGGCCCCAAUGGAUUGGGAUAAAGAGUAUACGGAUUUGCCCAACAAGUUGGUUAAGUGCAUCGUUCCUGAUAGAUCAAUUUUCCAAACCAUCGAUCAGGAAAGAAAAUUGCAAAACCCUGUGGGAUUGCAGGCAAAAAUAGACCUUGUGAUAGCCAAGUACCCCAUGGGAAGAAGUUUUGUUAGGGCUAGUGGCACUGAAGAUGCAGUGAGGAUUUAUGCGGAAUGUCAGGACUCAUCUCAGUUAGAUCAAUUUUGCAACGAAAUUGUAGAGCUUGUGAAGGCUUCUGCCUGA
Saccharomyces mikatae IFO 1815 is the source of this 1668-nucleotide messenger RNA. RefSeq names its product phosphoacetylglucosamine mutase PCM1 (gene PCM1). The record is from RefSeq and is a predicted model, not a curated record. Lineage: Eukaryota; Fungi; Ascomycota; Saccharomycetes; Saccharomycetales; Saccharomycetaceae. Gene Ontology annotation, biological process: UDP-N-acetylglucosamine biosynthetic process; carbohydrate metabolic process. Gene Ontology annotation, molecular function: phosphoacetylglucosamine mutase activity; magnesium ion binding. The transcript has a single exon. Bases 1 to 1668 code for a protein of 555 amino acids.